This is a messenger RNA of Oncorhynchus masou masou (cherry salmon), 983 nucleotides long. RefSeq names its product LHFPL tetraspan subfamily member 3 protein-like. Gene Ontology annotation, cellular component: postsynaptic membrane; inhibitory synapse; plasma membrane. The coding region runs from base 24 to 776 and encodes 250 amino acids. The transcript is spliced from 5 exons. Gene Ontology annotation, biological process: sensory perception of sound; gamma-aminobutyric acid receptor clustering. Lineage: Eukaryota; Metazoa; Chordata; Actinopteri; Salmoniformes; Salmonidae. Gene Ontology annotation, molecular function: GABA receptor binding. The record is from RefSeq and is a predicted model, not a curated record.
GAUAACGCCAGUGGUGGGGGAACAUGCUGCCUUCGCAAGAUGCUUCCAAGAUUUACCAUGACAACUACAUGCGGAACUCGCGGGCCAUUGGGGUUCUGUGGGCUAUAUUCACCAUAUGUUUGGCCAUUAUUAACGUAGUGGUGUUUAUUCUGCCCUACUGGAUUGGGGACAGCGUGAACACCCCACACGCAGGCUAUUUCGGCUUGUUCCACUACUGCGUGGGCACUGGAAACUCCAACCGGGAGCUCACUUGCCAAGGAACCUUCGCCGAAUUCAGCGGCAUCCCCUCGAGCGCGUUCAAAGCUGCCUCCUUCUUCGUGUUGCUGUCCAUGGUGCUAAUCUUGGGUUGUAUUGCUUGCUUCACCCUUUUCUUAUUCUGCAACACUGCCACUGUCUACAAGACGUGCGCCUGGAUGCAGCUGCUAUGCGCCGUGUGUUUGCUCCUGGGCUGUAUGAUCUUCCCGGAUGGCUGGGAUGCGGAGGUGGUACGCGACAUGUGUGGCGAGGAGACAGGGAAGUACACGCUGGGAAACUGCUCGGUGCGCUGGGCCUACAUGCUGGCUGUCGUUGGCAUCAUGGACGCCCUCAUCCUCUCCUUCCUGGCCUUCGUUUUGGGCAACCGGCAGAAUGACUUCCAGCUGGAGGAGCAGCUCAAAGCAGAACAGAAAGAUUUCGCAGUGUCCAGGCAUCUCCACCUUGGCUCCACCCUCAAGAUGGACAGAAUUGAAAUCCGGGAGACCAAGGAUCCACGAUAUGGUGUCCAACUGUUCCACUGAGCAUCCCCCCCAACCUUCCCCUCCUCUCCUUCCCCUCCUCUGCUCGUCCACCUCAGCUCUUCAGGUCCAACCAUCGGUCUUGAAGUGGAGGCUCCAUCCAGCUGUUUGUAAAAAUAGAAAUGAAAUGGAAGAGAAAAUAUGUCUGUUUGAAGAGAACUACGAUAAAAAGGAAUAAUAUUAUCAGCUUUAUAAAACUCUGGGAAAAUA